CAAGCCGACGCUCUGUAUGUGAAGUUGAUAUUCUUUGAGUGAAUUGCGGAGUUUUAUUGCUAAUUCCAAUGCUGGUCUGUAGCCUGUGCAAGUCCUCAGAGCAGGACGAUGUCAACUACGGAGAGUUUCUGCGGAAGGGCCGCGUCUCGGUUCACUACUACUGUCUGCUCCUGACAACAAUCAUGGAGCAGAAUGGUGAGGAUGAUGAGGGCAUUCGUGGAUUCCUGGUGCCUGAUAUCUUGGAAUGUGCGGAGAAAUUUGUAAAUAAGAAAUGUACCUACUGCCGCGGUACCGGGGCCAACGUGGCCUGCUGCAAUAAAAAGUGCUUUCGAUUCUUUCACACCGUGUGUGGAGCAAAAAACAAUGCUCGGUAUAUAUUUUACAACACCUUCCAAUCCUUCUGUCACCGCCACAUUGAUUUGCCGGACGAUGCAGAGCCUCAUAACUCCGAGGAGAUCUGCACUAUCUGCAGUUGCAGCAUGGAACAGUAUCAUCCCUUGAGAUCCAUUCGGACGCCUUGUUGCUCGUCCGGGUGGUUUCACAGAACGUGUCUAGCGCAGUGCGCUCUCUCGGCCGGCUACUUCUUCAGGUGCCCUCUGUGCAACGAUGAAAAAGUCUUCAGGGAGUUUCUCAUCAACCGCAAUGUCUUUAUUCCUGACAGAGAUGCAUCUUGGGAAAUGGCACCUCGGGCAUUUUCCGAACUUGAGCGCAACGUUUCUUGCAGUGCUGAGAACUGUCGAUGCCCCACCGGUCGCUCCACAAAUGCCAGUCACUGGAAGAUGAGGAUUUGCAAAUUUUGCGGCUCCUGUGGGAUUCACAUGAAUUGUGAUAAAAACUACGUCCGUCGAAAGUACACGUGCUCAGAUUGCGAUCAAGUGCUCCAGACAAUUGACAAGCAAAAGGAUGAGCAGAUCUCCUCAGGCAACAAAGAAAGUCUUGCUCAAAGUGUACAAACUUCUGAGGGUGAAUCUUCAACACAAACAGAGACUACAGAAAUUCCGAGAAUUCUUUUGGAGAACUACGAUGAGAGACGAAUUUUGCGUUCGAGAGCAAAGUCUAUUUGCGCUCAGUCCACAGGACAGGAAUUGGCACAGGGAAAUUCGAUCAGAACAGAAAUUGAACCAAGAGAAUCUCUGAAGAGAGGAUUUGUUGAGCUCUCAAGCACCCAAAAUUUCGCUGCACCGUCAACACUGAGCACAGCUAAUGAGAAAUAUGCAGGGAAUUCAGGUGAAGAGAUGUCGGUUAAGAAGAAAAUGCGCUUAGAGAAUUCAUGUGAGAAUUCAGGGCAACUGGAUGAAAGGAAAUUGACACUCAGAAAACGUUCAUACUCAAUGUAUACGAAGAGAAGUACAGAUUUAAGCGAUCCUAUGCAAAAAGACUUUGAAAGAAGUCUCAGCAAGAUUGACAAUAAGCAAAAUUCGACGUGUAAUGAUGAGCCACUUAUGCCAUCGAGGUCAGAAUUAAAAUCCGAUAAUGCAAUAGCAAAGGGGCUCCAGAGUGCAACUACAUUUUCGUCCUCGAGCACAGUUACACUCAACUCCGUUUGCAGUGACAAGUCUCCGGACAGUACAAUUAAUGUAUCUAAUGUAGGGAUAACUAGACGUGUCAAGUAUGCAAGUGAGAGCCAUGCAUGUUCACAGCUACCGCAACUAAGUAAAUUAACGCUGAGGACACGCUCAUGCUCACACUAUGUGAAUAAGCGUUCGGAACUGCAAGAUUUUCGGCCAUUACAGCGUGUCAAGAGUCCCAAGAAGGGUCAAAGUGAUACAAAAGAGUUUGCAAAGUCUCCUCUUACAGACGUUAGUGAGAGACGAGUUCUGCGUUCGAGGACGAAAUCAGUUUAUGUUGAAUCUUCAGAGUUUCUCGAAUUGAUCCAGGAGAAUCCAACAAAGACCGAAUUAAAGUCUGACAAUGCCGGCGCCCAAAAGUCCAGAGACUAUGAAAAAUUUACAAACUCAAACGCCACAGCAUCGUCGAGCACAGUCAGUCUCAACUCACUUUGUAGUGAGAAUUUUCCUGAUAAUUUUGGUGAUUGGAUGAAUUUCAUAAACACACGUGUGAUUGUGAAAUAUGUAAAUGAGAGUCAAUCAAGGAGCCAAGUUUGUUCACCUCCACCAAGUUUGACGGACCAAUCCUGUCUUGUGUCGGUCACUCCUAAGAAAGGCGAAAAGAAUCCUGAAGACAACAACAAGCGGAACAGGCGAAAGACACUAAGUGGAGCAAUGUGUCAACCAAAACGAUCGCUGACGUCCCUGCACGAGGUGAGUCCCAAGAAGGGUGAAAAGAAACCUGAAGACAACAAGCGGAACAGGCGGAAGACACUGAGUGUACCAUCAGAAUUGACAAGGCGCCAAUCUGCGAGGCUUAAUAAGCAAGACGUUGAGCAAGAACAUUCACAUGUGGCGGAAGGACAGGAACUUGCACCAAGAUUACCGAUUCUCAAUAAUCGGAAUCGUCCCUGUCGCAAGGCAGCAAUCGACAGCCGAAUGCUCACACUGAAAAUGCAUAAGUUCUUCAAUAUUUUUGACGCCUAAAAGAUCACAAAAGUUCAUACCUCAG
Messenger RNA from Phlebotomus argentipes, 2559 nucleotides. RefSeq lists its product as uncharacterized. NCBI's taxonomy places the organism in Eukaryota, Metazoa, Arthropoda, Insecta, Diptera, Psychodidae. The record is from RefSeq and is a predicted model, not a curated record. Gene Ontology annotation, cellular component: nucleus. The coding region runs from base 69 to 2534 and encodes 821 amino acids. The transcript is spliced from 4 exons.